AUGUUGUGCGCAAGGGAACUCGGCAUUAUAUGGGCGGGAACUCCACAGUAUUGGAAUUGGAAGACUCUUACAGAAUCAAGAUUUGCUGAGGUAGCAGAACUAUUAAGCGUUUGCUGGCUUGAUAUUCAUGGCAAAAUGCAAACUCAAAUGUUGUCUUUGAAGACUAACUACGCCGCAUAUCUCGUGUUCAAAAUCCUUGAAAAUUCUGAUGGGCUCGACUCGCCCUCAAAGGCAUCUGUCAAACUUGUUCAACAAAGCAUAGUACAGGUUGAAGGUGAGAACAGCACUGUGUAUUUAAAAGAACCAAUGCUUGGACAAGGAAGUUGGAUCGAAGUUGAUCAAAGUAUCUAUGGUCGGAUGCCGAAAGAAAGAAGGGACACGUGGAUGGAGAUUGAAUUGGGAGAAUAUUUCAAUGACGAAGGAGAUGAAGGUUAUAUUCAUAUGCAACUUUUGGAGACUGAGCUGCUUCAUUGGAAGCGUGGCCUUAUUAUUGAAGGGAUUGAGCUUCGGCCCAAGGAAGAAUGGAAUGAUAAAUAA
Molecule: messenger RNA, 537 nt
Organism: Fraxinus pennsylvanica
Lineage: Eukaryota; Viridiplantae; Streptophyta; Magnoliopsida; Lamiales; Oleaceae
Source: the annotation of a GenBank genome assembly